Saccostrea echinata is the source of this 822-nucleotide messenger RNA. RefSeq lists its product as uncharacterized. The transcript is spliced from 4 exons. Bases 1 to 822 code for a protein of 273 amino acids. The record is from RefSeq and is a predicted model, not a curated record. NCBI's taxonomy places the organism in Eukaryota, Metazoa, Mollusca, Bivalvia, Ostreida, Ostreidae.
AUGAAAUACGCAAAACGAAAUCAAUUUACAGUUAAUCUGGCACAUACCCCUAAGCAGACACUACAAGGAAUUGCCUCUUGGAAUGUUGUUCCUCAUGACAAAAACUGGAGAGCCGACAAAGCGGUUGAUGGUAAUACGAAUCAAACCUACCUCCCUACGUGUGCUAUUGCUGCUUACGCUAACGGUUAUAAACUGGUUUGGUGGAAGGUGUGGUUAAACAGAAAAUUUAAUAUAGCAUACUUGGAAAUCUAUCUGCGAUCCGGAUUUUCAAACCGGGCAGCAGGUUUCUCCACAUAUACGUACGAAGACAAAGAUUUUGUUCCUUCCACUGGAGACACGGGGCGAUUUGUAUACAAUCAUGAUCCUAUGUCAGGAUGUCCAGACUCCAUCCAGAACAUAACUGUGAAUAAAAUUGCUCAGGGAGUAGCAUUCUUUAACAAAAGACCAGAUGGAUUUACGUCAAAUUGUUCGGAUGUAGAUGUAAAAAGGACCUCAGUUGAAAGAUGUGAAGUGAAAGUAAUGGGUUGUGAUCAAGAUAGAUAUCAUUCUGGAUGUACGGAGGCAUGCAGUCCUAAAUGCAAAGACAGCCACUGUGAUGCUUUUAACGGGUCAUGUAUAUAUGGCUGUUCUGAUCCUAAUGCUGUGUCCUUGUAUUGUAUUGUGUGUGAUGACGGGAAGUUUGCUUUAAAUGGGAAAUGUGAACAAUGUGGCAACUGCCAGAAGGACACGGCGUGUGACAAAGGAACUGGAAGAUGUUUGUUUGGGUGUAAGGACAACUGGACGGGAGAUCUUUGUAAGGGUGUGUAUUUGAUUUAUGAUUAG